Ruditapes philippinarum (Manila clam) is the source of this 1570-nucleotide messenger RNA. RefSeq lists its product as uncharacterized. The coding region runs from base 144 to 935 and encodes 263 amino acids. Lineage: Eukaryota; Metazoa; Mollusca; Bivalvia; Venerida; Veneridae. The record is from RefSeq and is a predicted model, not a curated record. The transcript is spliced from 6 exons.
UAUCAUUUAGGCAUGUCACGGGACCGAGACGUUCGUUUAUGGUAAAGUAAGUAAAAUAAAUCAGUCUGGAUUGGUGUUAUACAAGGAGAUAUACUGUGUCCUGUACUGUUUAUGUAAUUUGACUGUGUUUAAAACAAAAAAUCAUGGAUACCAGAAACAUUAUUGCAGCUUUAAUAUGGGCAAUAGUAUGUGCUGGAUCUAGCUACGGUCACAUUACCGAUUUCGAGCACACUCACUCGCAGUUUGAAGUUGGUCAGGCAGAUGCAAACAUGUCCACGUCAACAACAACUGAGCCAAAGACAGCGAAACCAUUGUCCACAGAUAAUGUUCCUGAUCCAGCGUGUGCAACAGGUUUAAUUUGUAUUCAAGAACUUUUGAAGGUGAAAAGAACUCAAAGACUUACAAUCCAAGAUUCGAAUUCACCAUGGUUAAACCUACCAAAUUACAAAGUCAUCUGUGAUAAAGAUAACUUCCGGUAUAUCGGAUGCGUGCGCAGCAAUUUACGUCAAUGCCAGUCCCCUUUGACGAAACGCUACGGUGACGACUUUACAAAUGAAGAUGCUGAAGAUAUAAAAGGAUUGUAUGAUUUUUCAAAAGAACAUUGCAAUACAAUUAACAACGAAGAUUUCACUGCCAAGUAUAGGUGCAUAGAAGAGAAAUCCACCUCAAAUCAGUUUAGACAAUGUGUCAGAGAGGCAGAUAACUUACCUAGUUCCAAACAGAUUUGUCGGAUACGAGACUGUGUAGCCGACAAUAUAGAGGACAAAUGUAACACCGACAGCUCCCUUCUAUCGCUGUACAUCGAUGCUGUCAACAUUUACCGCCGGGACUCGGUCCGGCUACUGAACAAACAAUGUUCAAGUUCGUCUGCUACAGACAUUGGGUUAUCAAUAGCUGCUAUCAUAAUUUCUAUUUUUAUAGUGGUUGUAGUAUGAAAUUUCAUCCGGGACAUGAUAUUGGCACGUGCUCAUCUCACAUGAAAAUGUCCUGUUGAAUGAGAUGAAUAAUUCCAAAGAAUUUCAGACAUUUUUUUUCAGUAAACACGCCUACUUUAUUUCAUUCACGUGUCCAAACUGACAUAUUUGUGAUUCUUGUACUGAAACAAUGUUACACUAGUAGUUUAGUUGGGAGACAUGAGUCUCACGCAAUCCUUUCAUUCCAUAUAACAAUAUUUGUUAAAAUAUAUUUUAAGAUUAUCCCUUGAAACCACUUGUAUUUCAACAGAUAGGCACUUCGUGAAUAUGACAAACCCCCAUUUUACACAUCAAACACGGUAAAAGACAAUGCAACAUGUAAACUGAAUUUUUGUACUUUCAUAUAAGUUCAACAGUAGACGUGGGGCUGCAUUGCUUUUAGCUUGAAAUAUCAACCGUACUAAAUAAGGGACGCUAAGUUAUUGCUUUUAUUGUCAACCAAAUUUGAGAAUUAAUUCCAUUUGCUUUGUUUUUAGACGCAAAGAAUGAUUUGUCUUUUAGUGGAUAAGGUUUAUAUAGCUAGUUUUAUCAUGUAUUUGUUAAUGACAUGUUUUUUGUGUUUUGGAAAAAGGAAUAUUGAAAACCAAACCAACUUG